AAUGGCGCUUCUCCCUGUCUGGCUUUGUGCUGUGGGCUGGUGCCUAUGAGAAACUCCUGAAAUUCCUCUUCCAUGGGAUUCAAUUUUAUGCAGCUUGCUAUCAGAUGGAAAUCAGAAGAUCUUGAACUCCCAACGUCAGGAAAUGGCAAUUAUUGUGAAAUCAGGCACUCUAGUAACAGCAAAUUGGAUUAACUCUGUGGAAGCCCGAGAAUAUCUGGCUAGCAUUUUACGUAAAAACAAGAGGAAAGUGUUCGGAUUACUUGAGCGGCCAGUGUUCUCUCCACAGUCAGCACCCGAUAUUGCCAGUUACAAGAUCUUUGUGUCUGGGAAGAGCGGUGUAGGGAAAACAGCAGCAGUUGCUAAGUUUGCUGGUGUAGAAAUCCCCAGCCUUCAUCAUGAGACCACAGGAAUUCAGACAAGGACAGUUUAUUGGCCGGGAAAGCUGGUGGAGAGUGGUCGUGUGAUCAUGUUUUGCUUUCAGUUUUGGGAUUGCAGUGAAGCUUCCCUGAAGAAGUUUGACCACAUUCUUGCUGCCUGCAAGGACAAGGCUGAUGCAGUCCUGUUCCUGUUCUCUUUCACUGAUCGAUCAUCAUUUGAUGAUUUACCUAGCCAAAUGUCACGCAUCCUUCAUGAUUCUGAGAAGAUUGUGAAAAUUAUUGUUGGCACAAAAUUUGACCAAUACAUGCACACCGAUGUCACAGAGAGGGAAGUCCGUGCUUUCCAGCAGACAUGGCACCUGCCUGUCUACAAAAUUAAGAGUGUCAAUGGUCCACGGUUGUCAGAUGGAAAAACUCUCGAUGGCAAAGUGGGACUUCUGGAGGUAGAGCACAUACUGAAUGGAAUAGCUGAACAUCUGUGGUACCAAGAUCAAGUGACAGCAGGACUUGCCCCUGCUGUGCACCACCGCUGAGAGCCAACAGUCCUUUCUGAGUCCUCUGCAGACCCUUGUCUGAUGACAUUCUUAAUCUUUGUUUGCUCACAGGUAGUGACUUGUACUUGUUGGACUGAAUAUGUUUGAUUGGUACCACAGCCAUUAUCAGCUGCUUUAAUCAACACUCAGAAGCAUGUGAUAAUUUCCUCCAUUCUGUGAGCCAUUGGCAUUUAAUCAACUUUCUGAGGAAGGAAAACUAAUUUCAUUUCAAGGUAACAAUGUGACAUCAAACUUAUUCAGCUUGGACAAAUGUUGAAAGAGUCCUUAUCUACCACAAACCUCAGAACCGGUUUCAGACUGCUAAAAUCAAAGUCAAGUUUAUUGUUAUAUGCACAAAGUACACAUAAGCUUUGGUGCAAUGAGAAACUUACAGCAGCCUCAUAAACACAUGGGAUCACAUAAGUAGCAUUCACAAGAAAAACAUCAAUUUUUAUAAGUAAGCAUAACUAGAACAAAACAAGUCAAUUUUAGUGCAAAAUUGUCAUAGAAAUUCUGAAUUAUAGUGAUUAGCUAGUUGAUUCAAGAACCAAAUGGUUGAAGGGAAAUCUCUGUUCUUGAACCUGGUGGUGGGGGACUUCAGGCCUCUGUAUCUCCUGCCCGGUAGUAGCCGUAAAAACAUGGCAUGGUUCGGGUGGUGAGGAUCUUUGAUGAUAGACAUUGCCUUCUUGAGGCAGCACCUCCUGUAGACGACGAGGGAUGUGCCUGUAAGUAAUGGGCAGAGCGCACUACGCUGUGCAACUUUUUACGUUCCUGCACAUUCACAUCACCAUACAAGACCAAGAUGCAUCUCGCCGGGAUACGUUCAGCAGUACAUCUGUAGAAGUUUAUUAGUGUUUGAUGACAAGCCAAACCACCUUAAACUCCUGGGAAAGUAGAUGCUGGCACACUUUCCCUAUGAUUACACCUAAAGAGAUUUGUUGUGACGAGAAGAAUCACGUUCUCCAUAUCUCUAUUCAUUUUACUACCAUCCACGUUGGUUAAUGGAAGAUACGUUUGCAGGUUGUAGCAUGUGAAGCCAAGUUUAAAGGUGCAGGUGUGACUCAGUCAGGGGUAAAGCUGGUAAUCUCUGGAAAAUCUGGCACAUUUCACACCGGUCACGAGGACUGUGACAUCUUGUAAUAACUGAGAUGAGUAUCCUAAGGUAUGUAUUCCAACUGAAUCAUCCUGUGGACUUGUAGAUCCAUGAUACAGCAAUUAUCAGAGGUCAUAUUCUGGCGAUUACUACAGGUAUAUUAAUUAAUUUACUACUGAGAGUCACUGACUAAUGAUAGUAAACGGUGCCUCAGCUGAAACGGGCUAUAGCUUACCUAGUCCUUCCAUGCUGUGGACAGGGCAUUCUGCUGUGAACAGCAUCACAGCCAAACCUGAUUUAUUAUAGUAUAGUAAAAGACUGGAACUUGACUCAGCCUGGUGACAUGGGUCAAACCCAAGGUCACCCAACCCAGCAUAGACUAGCAUUUAAUUUGGUACUCCUGCACUGUAAAGUCAGCCUUAAUAUUUAACUUAGCCAUUAGACAAUCAGGAAGGUUUAAUUUCUUGCUGGUUUUAACUAAAAUUCGAUAGAUUGCUGCAGUGCCAACAGAAAUGUUGGAUGAAUGAAAAUGAAUCCAGUCUGUUUCCUUUGUGAAGACACAGUUAACGACUUCAGCCAGUAUGUAGAAAUGCAGCUGAGUAACUGAAAGUAUACGGUAUUGGGGGACAAUCUGUUUGACAAUAAUUUGACUUUAAUAAUUUUCAAAACAAUAUCAAAUAAAAGGUACUUAGCAACUGCAUCCAAAAACAAUUCUUAUCUUGCCUAGCACAAGUGAAAGCUUGAAAUCAGGACUGCAUUGGUACCAUAACUUUUAAUCUCAUUAUCCUAUCCAGCUGAGGUUUCAUAAUUCAAAUUAAUUUGCUUUACAAAUAUUUGAGAAGAGAUCAGUUUCCAAGUGCAGGACACAGAUUUUAAUAAACACGAGAUUCUGCAGGUGCUGGAAAUCCAGAGCAAUGCAUACAAAAUGCGAGAGUAACUCAGCAGCUCAAGCAGCAUCUAUGGAAACGAAUAAAUUUUCGAUGUUUCGAGCCAAAGCCGUUCUUCAGGGCUGGAAACGAAGGGGGUAGACACCAGAUGUGGAAAGGAGAGGCAGAAAUCUGAAGGGAGACGAGAGUGGACCAUGGGAGAAAUGGAAAAUGGAAGAGAAGGUGAUAGACAGGUGAGGAGAAGAGGUAAGAGGCCAAAGUGGUAAUGGAAGGGGGAGGGGAAAUAGGAUUUUAAUGCUGUGGGGAUCUAAUAAUUCUGCUAUUCAUAAAAAAGAAUCAGAUGACAAUGAACACCAAUAAAAUCUUAUCACUCAGCCCAGCCAGGACCAUGUCCUCAACCAGUCCUCAGAUUAUGGAUGGUAUACUUAGGAGGUAGCUAUUUCCAGUGCUCA
This is a messenger RNA of Mobula hypostoma (lesser devil ray), 3342 nucleotides long. It is a transcript of the gene cplane2, whose product is annotated as ciliogenesis and planar polarity effector 2. The transcript has 6 exons. The coding region runs from base 143 to 910 and encodes 255 amino acids. The record is from RefSeq and is a predicted model, not a curated record. Gene Ontology annotation, molecular function: GTP binding; GTPase activity. Lineage: Eukaryota; Metazoa; Chordata; Chondrichthyes; Myliobatiformes; Myliobatidae.